Messenger RNA from Acanthaster planci (crown-of-thorns starfish), 2237 nucleotides. RefSeq names its product transcription initiation factor IIA subunit 1-like. Gene Ontology annotation, biological process: transcription by RNA polymerase II; transcription initiation at RNA polymerase II promoter. Gene Ontology annotation, cellular component: transcription factor TFIIA complex. Lineage: Eukaryota; Metazoa; Echinodermata; Asteroidea; Valvatida; Acanthasteridae. The record is from RefSeq and is a predicted model, not a curated record.
AAUAUGUAUAAUGCAGAUAUCAGAUAAAAUCUUUAUUUAGAAGACACGAACAGAACGUCAUCAUAGAAGUGAUACAUUUCCGUCACGAUCAUACUACUCUUUGUCGUUCAGUAUUCAAACGAGAUGUAUAAGAUUUUCAUAGUUCAAGGAAUAAAUUAUGAUAAUCACCAUACCUUUUCUUUAUUUAUCAUGAAUUUGAGGCUUUUUUGUCUAGGCUAACAAAACAGCCUCAAAUAUGGAAAAAAUCGUUUCUCCUGGUUACAAAACUGUCAAAAAAUACAAUCAAAGGAUUAAUGCACAAUCUAUCACUGUGUUAAUCACGUGCCCCACGAAGUGACAUACUCCGUGACAGAAAAAAAGAUUAUGCAAAAGCUAACGGAAAAAAGCUGAACAAAACAAUAUCUGCUACAUUAAAUAAUGAAAGUCAUGGUUUGUAUUUCAUUUUCACAAAACGCAAACACAAUUUAGUUUUGAGGGUACGCGCUAUUCAUGAAUAGCGCCACCCCCUCUCUGGCGAUCCAGACUUGAUGACAAGUAUAAAAGCCGAGAGCAACAGUGGCGGACUGGCUUCGGGGAAGCCAACACACCUCGCGUUUUCAGUAUUAUUUGAUAGAUUCUUCGUGUGAUUUCCUUCCAAAUUUCUCUACAUUCGGCCACAACAUGGCAAAUUCACAAGCAGUGGUAAUGUAUAAGCCAUUUCCUACUUCAUGAUUACAAUUAACACCUCACAUUGUGUUCCAUAUUUGUUACAAAAUGUCUCUAAAAACAACAUACUGGCAAUCGUAAAAAGCGGGAGUGUAUUUGUAAUAAAAUAUACGCCAAUUUCCCAUCUUUACCAGUACAAAUUAUACAAAUCCGUAAUGGAUGAUGUCAUAACAAACGUCCGAGAGGCCUUUCUGGAUGAAGGAGUAGAUGAACAAGUCCUCCAGGAACUGAAGCAGAUCUGGGAAAGCAAAUUGAUGAUGACCAAAGCUGUGGACCUGACCCCCCAGCCCCUCCCUCAGACAGAGGACAGCAGCAGACAGCGGGAAAAGGCCAGGGGCGGGGCCUCAUCUUCGGGGAGUGGUCAUCUGCCAGCCCAGCUGCAGCUUCAGGCCCAGCAGAGAACGGCAGCUGUGGGCAGCAGUGUCCCCCAGCAGCAAGGUAGCCAGGCAUUCCAAAUAUCUGGUGCAACUACACAGCUUAGUUCAUCAGCUGCUGCAGCCACGUUAGCCUUUCAGCAAGGGGUGUUGCAGCUACCCCACCAGUUGACCACCCUUCCAGCUGGACUGACAUUAGCCCAGCCACAGGCAGGAGGGACCCAGACUUUUCCGGCCUACACGUUAAGCCAACCCCACGGCGCCUUGCAGGCCGGGGCAUACCAAGCCGUCCUGCCCAAUGGCCAGACCGUGAUGAUCCACCCGUCUCCCCAGACGACCCAGACCCAGCCGCCGCCACCGCAGCAACAGCAGCAACAGCAACAGUCCCAGCAGGCACCAGGCACCAUCAACUUGACCACAGUGCAGGCCCGCGUUCUGCAGGUAGAUGGAGCGAAUGACACCUCGGACGAGGAAGAGGAUGAGGAGGAAGAAGAGGACAACGAGAACGAGGACGAAGAGAAUGAGGACAAUGAGUAUGCGAAUGAUGUGGAAGAGGAAUCCUUGAAUAGUGAUGAUGAUGUCAGUGAUGAAGAUCCAGAGGAGCUUUUCGAGACUGAAAAUGUUGUCGUGUGCCAAUAUGACAAGAUCAAUAGAAGUCGAAACAGAUGGAAGUUCCACCUGAAAAAUGGGAUAAUGAACCUGAAGGGCCGAGACUACGUCUUCUUCAAAGCCAGCGGAGACGCAAACUGGUAGUUGGCCCAUCCCGUGGUCCUAAACAAAUAAAUAGCCCCCACCAUCCCAACUCUCGUAACUCCACCUCUCAUGUGGUGUCAACAGUGCAAUUUGGGGCUCAUUUUGUUUGUUGUCAAACCUCCAUUCCAUGUCAAUAUUUUUUUUUUCGAUGAGAGGGCAUUUGAGGGAAAUGUCUUCAUUUGGGAAAAAAUGGAAACUACUCCUGUGUCUGUUUCCUUUUGGUCUCUUUUUCUAUUUUCUCAUAAAAAAGUCCUGUUUAUUUCGUUUAACUAACAUUAUAAAACGAGAUUGAAUGCCAGACUUGUACAAUAACCUUUUGUGGAUCUGAAAACACAAGUCGCAGGCAGUACUUGUCUCCGUUUGGAUUUCAUGAUAAGAAUGUAUAUACUGUAAUUUGUGAACAAA